Urocitellus parryii (Arctic ground squirrel) is the source of this 2578-nucleotide messenger RNA. It is a transcript of the gene Znf394, whose product is annotated as zinc finger protein 394. Gene Ontology annotation, molecular function: DNA-binding transcription factor activity, RNA polymerase II-specific; RNA polymerase II cis-regulatory region sequence-specific DNA binding. The record is from RefSeq and is a predicted model, not a curated record. NCBI's taxonomy places the organism in Eukaryota, Metazoa, Chordata, Mammalia, Rodentia, Sciuridae. Gene Ontology annotation, biological process: regulation of transcription by RNA polymerase II.
UCUAUCAAAGGACCUAGAGGAUGCCGGGGUAUCCCCGGUGCUAGGCCAGUGCCUAGUGGGCGGCGGGCUGCGUGGAGUCGGGUGUGUGGGACACGACYGCCGUGAGCCCUCGCUUUGAGGAGGGCCCAUGAGUUCCUUGGGUUUGCUGUCUUCUCAUCUGAAGGCAAGACUCUGGGAAAGUCAGCAAGUGCCGGGAAAAGAUGGGUUCGAGCUUGUCUGCCCAAAGGCGCGAAUGGCCGCGAGAUCCACGGUCGCCGCGCAGCCCCUACCUGAGGAGCUUUUCAUAGUGAAGGUGGAGGAGGACUCACUCGGAGGUCGGGAGUCCGACCCGCCCGGGGCCUGGCAAGACCCCGAAACUUCUCGACAGCAGUUUAGGCAGUUGCGUUACCAGGAGGUGGAUGGACCCGAAGAGGCGCUGAGUCGGCUCAGGGAACUCUGUCGUCGGUGGCUUAGGCCUGAGAUGCGCUCAAAGGAGCAGAUCCUGGAACUGCUGGUGCUGGAGCAGUUCCUGACCAUCCUACCCGACGAACUCCAGGCCUGGGUGCGUGACCACUGCCCAGAGAGUGGGGAAGAGGCCGCGGCUGUGGCGCGGGCUCUCCAGAGAGCGCUGGGCGGGACCUUACCCCCGGGAUUGGUGACACUCAAGGAUGUGGCCGUGUCUCUACCCUGGGAGGAGUGGGAGCAGCUGGACACAGCUCAGAGGGACUUCUACAGGGAGAAUGUGCAGAAGGAUAAUGGGAGCACAGUCCUGCCUAGUUUGGAAACUAAAGCUGAGAACAAAGGGUUGAUUCCAAAAGAAGAAAUUUUAGAAGAAGCAGAGCCACAGGUGUGGCUACAAGAAGUUUCCCAGGGGAAGGCCUCCCUCUUUUCUAAGUGUUACAAUAUGUGUAAGGAAAGAGUAGAAAAGCACCCGAGAGACCCUGUGUCAUUGAAACUCAAAAAUUCUGAAGAACAAGGACUCAGAUCAAGAACUACCAUCUCAGAUCUCAACAGCAAUGGUUCCACAGAACAGGGAGUCUCCAAAAAUAAUGAAUUUGGGAAUAGUGCUAAAAGUUCCAGCUUUGUUCUUGGUCAGCACAUCCAGAAAUUACUGAGGACAGUUGAUGGUGAGGAACAAGGGAACAAGUGCAAAGAAAGUUUUGGUGAGGUGAAACAUCACAUAGCGAAACCUCACAAUUCUGUUGACAGUGACACCCCGAGAUGGCUCCAUGAAGAAAGACCUUAUAAAUGUGAUCGCUGCGAGAAGAGGUUCAAACAGCGCUCAGACCUCCUGAAACACCAGAGGAUUCACACAGGUGAGAAACCCUAUGAAUGCCAAGAAUGUGAGAAAAGCUUCAGUCAGAGUGCUGCCCUGAUUAAACACCAGAGGACACACACAGGCGAGAAGCCAUAUACAUGCUUGAAGUGCGGGGAACACUUCAGACAGAGCUCACAUCUCAAUCGGCAUCAGAGAACCCAUGUUGGAGAGAAGUUCUGUAAAUGUGAGGAAUGUGGGGAGACCUGCCAUGUUUCUAACCUUUUUAGACAUCAGAGACUCCAUAAAGGGGAGAGACCCUAUAAAUGUGAAGAGUGUGAGAAGAGCUUCAAACAGCGCUCGGACCUCUUUAAGCAUCAGAGAAUCCACACUGGGGAGAAGCCUUAUGGAUGCUCUGUCUGUGGGAAAAGCUUCAGUCAGAGUGCAACCCUCAUUAAACACCAGAGAACUCACACUGGAGAAAAACCUUAUAAAUGUGUUGAAUGUGGGGAAAGCUUUAGACAAAGUACACACCUUGCCCGACACCAAAGGAUCCAUCAAGGUAAAGUCCCAUCACUUUGAAAUGUUUUGCUCACUUGGAUUUAUUUUCGUGUCCAGAAACUAUAUUCUUUGGCAUUUGGAGCAUUCAGUCAUUCAUGAAUCCUGUUUCUGCAGGCAUCUCACACAGGGUACAUUCAGUCCAGCUUGAGUCUCAAGAAAUACUUUAUGAUGGAGAACUUCUGUGAAGGAGGAAUGAAUAUAAACCCUCCAAAAGAUUUGUACUAGAUAUGACAUCUGAUAAGAGCAAGAGCAAUAUGUGACAAACUUCUGUCCUURUCAUCACUCUUUCCACUACUGCUUUUGGACAAAAUCUUUCCCGUUUCAAUUACUUCUCUACUUCCCUAAGAAUUUGGGCCCUUGGAAUUGUCUUGCUCUUUAGAUAGUGAACGAAUUUCAACUACUUCAUAAUUCUAAAAAUACUUGGUAAAUUUCAACACAUACAUGAGACACUAGUUUUUACAUUUUAAGAUUGUGUAUAGCCCUCUUUCCCAUUCUAGGAGUCUUGAUUUCUUUUAAAACAAGAAAAAAAAAAUCAUAUAAACACACACACUUCUGGCACAGUAUCCUUUUAACAGCUUAUUGAAUAGGGUUCAUUAUUUGAUAACUUUUGGUUUCUGAAAAAGUUUUUCAGUAAACCAUCACUGAACUGUACAUGUAUGGGCUCUUGUAAUACCAAAAAGCCUAAAGCAUUUUUCCUGAGGAGGCUUCUUAUAGUGUGGAACAUAAAGAAGUGUUCCUGGGGGCUGGGGAUGUGGCUCAAGCGGUAGCGCGCUCGCCUGGCAU